Molecule: messenger RNA, 4750 nt
Organism: Vicia villosa (hairy vetch)
Lineage: Eukaryota; Viridiplantae; Streptophyta; Magnoliopsida; Fabales; Fabaceae
Product: DEAD-box ATP-dependent RNA helicase FANCM-like
Exons: 24
Coding region: 314-4258 (1314 amino acids)
Biological process (GO): interstrand cross-link repair; double-strand break repair via synthesis-dependent strand annealing; replication fork reversal
Molecular function (GO): four-way junction DNA binding; ATP binding; four-way junction helicase activity
Source: RefSeq, a predicted model, not a curated record
UCUUUAUGUCACUUCCAUAAAUCUCAUGAAUCCUUCGAAUUGCCAAAAGCAUUCGUCGAAAUCUAAGAUUAUGAGUGUGGGUUUAAAAUGUUCAAAUUCUAAAACAAGAACUACAUAUAAGUCAUGAAACCUUUCUUUUUCCCUAUUCACUUCCGCGUUUCUCUUUUGAGUAAAAUAUCCCCAAAUUCAAAACAAUUUGGAUUCUCUCAGUUUCCAUCAAAUCUUGAUUAAAUCAUCAUGCAUUCAACUAUUUAACCCGGGCAUAAACGUCGAUGUAUAAUUCAAGUGAAUAAAGUUGAAUCAUUUGAGCUAUAUGUUAAGGCUAGAACAUGUCUUAAAGGCUCGUCCCACAUUCAAGUCACUUUACGAGGUCCUUGUGGGAUUUGAUUGGGAAGCAGCUGCGAGAGAAAUUGAUGCGGUUUGCGAAAUAAGAAGUGACGCGAAAACGAACGGAAGCGAAGCGGAAAAGGUUUGUCAAAAGGGAAAAAAGAAUGGAAAGGGAAAGGGGAAGCAAUCGACUCUUGAUAAUUUUGUUGGAAUUGCAAAUAAGGAAACUGAAACGAAUCACGUUCCGGAAAAUGACUGUGAAGAAUCUAUCUGUAACCAUCACAUUGACACUGAAGCAGCCAAAACUUGGAUAUAUCCAGUUAAUGUUCCUCUCCGUGACUAUCAAUUCCAUAUUGCCCAAACUGCACUCUUUCAAAACACUCUGGUCGCCUUGCCAACAGGACUUGGCAAAACUCUCAUUGCUGCUGUUGUCAUGUAUAACUACUUUAGAUGGUUUCCUGAGGGAAAAAUAGUAUUUGCUGCUCCUUCUCGACCACUUGUCAUGCAGCAGAUAGAAGCAUGCCAUAACAUUGCCGGGAUACCGCAAGAAUGGACAGUCGAUAUGACUGGUCAGUUAAGUCCUCCUAAAAGAGCUCGUUUGUGGAAAACAAAGCGAGUUUUCUUUGUCACUCCACAAGUUUUGGAAAAAGAUAUUCAUUCUGGUAAAUGUUUGGUGAAGUACUUGGUAUGUUUGGUGAUUGAUGAAGCUCACAGAGCAAUGGGAAAUUACUCGUAUUGUGAAGCAGUUCGUGAGUUGAUGGCUGUACCAGUGCAACUAAGGAUAUUGGCAUUAACCGCAACACCAGGAUCAAAGCAGCAGACUGUCCAGGAUGUCAUUGAUAAUUUGCAUAUCUCGAAGCUUGAACAUCGCAGUGAAACUGACCACGAUGUUAUGCCGUAUGUUCACGACAGGAAGAUAGAGUUAAUACAGGUUGCAAUGGGCCAAGAUGCUGUAGAAAUAAACAAUAAGUUUUUGGAAGUGAUACGCCCUAUCGUAACCAAGCUUACUAAUAUUGGAGCAAUUCAGAAUAGAGAUUAUCGUACUUUGAGCCCUUGUGUAUUACUUGAAAUGAGGGAAAAGUUUCGUCAAGGGCAGAUGCAAGAUCCUUCACAUAACAACUACAUAGAUGUUGAAGGGUAUUUUGGAGUUCUCAUUACUCUUUAUUACAUCCACAAACUUCUUUCAAGUCAUGGAAUAAGACCAGCGCAUGAGAUGCUUGAAAGAAAAUUGAAGCAAGGGUUUUUUGCAAAAUAUAUGAGUAAAAAUGAAGAUAUUCUGAAAGCAAGGCAACUAAUGCACCAAAGCUUGUCCCAUGGCGCGUCGAGUCCCAAGUUGUCCAAAAUGCUAGAAGUAUUACUGGAGCAUUUCAAAACCAAUGAUCCACAAAGCUCCAGGGUGAUUAUUUUCUCCAAUUUCAGAGAAAGUGUCAGGGACAUAAUGGUUGCAAUUGGAGGUACCGGGGAUCAAAUUAGAGCUACUGAGUUUAUUGGUCAAAGUUCAGGAAAAACAACGAAAGGUCAGUCCCAGAAAGUUCAACAGGCUGUGCUUAAGAAAUUUCGGUCCGGUGCCUACAAUGUCAUUGUUGCUACAUCCAUUGGUGAAGAAGGUCUUGAUAUCAUGGAAGUUGAUCUUGUCAUAUCUUUUGAUGCUAAUAUUUCACCGCUUAGAAUGAUUCAGCGAAUGGGGAGAACAGGAAGAAAACAUGAUGGCCGAGUUGUAGUUUUGGCUUGUGAAGGGGCAGAGUUGAAAGGCUACUUGAAAAAAAAGGCAAAGGGCAAGACUAUAAGCAAACACAUGCGAAAUGGGGGCAUAAAUAGCUUUGUCUUUCAUCCCAGUCCAAGGAUGAUUCCCCACAUCUUUAAACCUGAAGUUCAAUAUGUUGAACUGUCUAUUGAGAAAUUUAUUCCUCGUCAGAAUAAUGUGAGAGAAAACCAUCUUCAAAUUUCUUCAUCCAAAGACAAACUCACUCUUGCUGAAACUGAUUUACUCGAAAAAUAUUUUCACUCUACUGGAGAAAAUAGAUGUAGAUUGUCUCUUAUCGCCUUCCCUCACUCUCAGACAUUUCCUUCUAGAGUUCAUAAAGUGAAGCAUUCCUGUGGAACAUUGAUGUUUAUAGACAUGAUGCAACGUUUGCAAGGACUGGCUGCAUGUGCAAGAGAUAGCGAAAAUUCUACCCUUCAGGAAGGAAGGUGUUUAGGAAAUAGUAAGCCGCAUGUCAGUACUGAACUCGAUGAUGCUAAAAAUGACAAUAGGGAUACAACGGGAAUAAAUAUAGAUUUUGAAAAUCGUCUGGAGGUGGAUUCUUGUCAUAUGGAAAUUCAAACCAAAGACUUUGUUGAUCUAACUCUACCAGAUAAUACUUUCUGUGACACGGGCGAGUGUCAAGAGGAAAUAGCUGAUGGUGAUGAGACAAUUCCCGAGACUCCAGAUGCCAAGAGGACUUUGUCAAAUGGAGGAGCUAAUGCCACUGAAAUAGCAAAUUCUGUUGAGAAGCAGACUUCUUCACUGGCUGCGGAUGCAUGCGAUAACGGCAUGAGAGAUGAAGAGCUUAGCCCUCGUUUAACUAAUUUGAUUAUAAGUGGUGUGGUUCCCGAGUCUCCCAUUGAGGAAAGAGGGAAGUCAAGAAACAGGUUUGUCAUCCGAGGCUGUAUUUCACCUGUUCAUCUCCAGGCAGAACAAGAUGCUGGCUCUUUGAGUUGUAGGGAAACUGAAAAUGUCAUAAUUGAUAGUGGCAAUGGUAAAAAUGUAUGUACUUCCCCUGUUAAUGAUAGUGACAAUGGUAAAGCUGUAUGUACCUCCCCUGUUUAUGAUAGUGGCAAUGGUAAAAAUGUAUGUACUUCCCCUGUUUAUGAUAGUGACAAUGGUAAAAAUGUACGUACCUCCCCUGUUAAUGAAACCCGAACCCCUUUGCUUGAGCUGAAGAAUUGUGCGAUUAGAAGAGGACGAGUCUUUGUUUCUCAAAUUGAAGAAAGGCAUAUGCAUACUGUUGGUCCAAGCAUCAGUGAAGAAUCACAUCCAAGUUGUGGCGAAAUGUCUGUAAGCAUUAAACCUGCUCGCAAAUUUAAAAGGUUGAGAAAAAUUGAAGAUACUGAAAGUAAUAUGAAUCAGAAAAACAAUAAUAUUUUUGAUUCAACGGCAAACUUUUCAAAACCAGCUCCUGCCACCAAUCCCACACGAUAUAAGCACGGCCAAGGUAUAAAGAAACCAGCUAACGUGAGAGUGAGAGACUUCAUUGAGGAGGAAGCCGAGGUAUCUUCAGAUGCCUCCGUAUCUAAUGAUGAAGAUGCCGAGGAUGAAAAUUCUGUUGACAGUUUCAUAGAUGAUCAAACUAAUCUUACAGCAGCCACUCAGCCUGGAGCUAGUAGAAUGGACAUGAUGGCAAUUUACAGGCGUUCAUUGCUCAGUCAAACACCGAUGAAUGGAGGGCCAAAGUUUUCCACCACCUUCAGUCCUGACAAUGUGACUAUGACAGCCAGUAUUGGUGAAAGCGGUAAUUCAUCAGUCAAGACAGUGAGUCGUUUCCAGACAGAACAUACCAGUCAUUCAGCUAAUCGAACGUCAGAAUCUAUAAGUACUGACUGUAUGACCUCAGAAGCAGGGCCUUCAACUAGUGUUCCAACUGAGACAGAUACAAGAAGCCGUAAAAGAAGAUUGACAUUUCAUAAUUCUGGAUACUUUCCAAGUGUGAAUCUUGAACACGAAUUUGCACUUCAAUCAAAGAAAGAAUCAGUGAAUACCAAUGCAACCAUAGAUGUUCUAUGUGACGAUCAAUUCCUUAAUACUAUUGAUCUUGAUGAGUUGGAGGCGCAAGCAACUUCUAUUCUUAAACGGAAAUCGGAUUCUUCAAAUCAGAAGCAAGAUGUAAAUCCUCAAUCUCAUGAACCGAACCUUGAUGUUAUUAUGACUCCAUCAUUCGACCUUGGUAUAUGAUAAGCACUCGCGCGGUUCGAUACUUGCACAUUUUGAAAAUUAGUUAAUGUUAACUGCCUGUUAGCAGUUCCAGUCUUUAUUUUUAUUGUAUUUAUGAGGGGACUAUAAAAGAUUUUGUAACUAAAAGAGCAAAAGUAAAAUGUAAAGAAUAUUAUUUUUAGUUUGGACAAUACACUCAAAAUCUUACAACUACUUGUGUUUAAUGUUAACAAUAAUGAUUUAUUGUACGUAGUAUGUUUUGAAAAUAUUUCAUAAAAAUUAACGUAGUAUAUAUAUUGUGCAAACCGUGUUCAUCAUUAAACAUUGUUCAUUGUGAACUUGAUUCUGCACACUCUAUCACGACAAUUCUGUUCUCUGCGUUAAUAUUGUUCAUUUCACUAAUAUUACUUUUUUGUUGCAAAAAGUAAAAUAAAAUAAUUUGUUUGAAUUAAAGCUUGCGGACCUCUUUACUACUGUUUGCUGAUCUAUUGCGUUAUACCGAGUAAGACAUAG